Molecule: messenger RNA, 12244 nt
Organism: Diachasmimorpha longicaudata
Lineage: Eukaryota; Metazoa; Arthropoda; Insecta; Hymenoptera; Braconidae
Gene: Tet
Product: Ten-Eleven Translocation (TET) family protein
Exons: 11
Coding region: 1656-9005 (2449 amino acids)
Biological process (GO): positive regulation of transcription by RNA polymerase II
Cellular component (GO): nucleus
Molecular function (GO): DNA 5-methylcytosine dioxygenase activity; zinc ion binding; DNA binding
Source: RefSeq, a predicted model, not a curated record
UUGAAGGAACGUUAAAAAAAGUGUCCAUCAUCGAGUGAUUAUUCGCGGGGCUUUCGUGACAGGUGAAUGAGGGAAUGUUUAUGAAAAAAAAAUCCCUCAAUUUUCUUGAACAUCGAGAGGGAGAAGUAUACAACUGAGUAAAGUGGUGCGCGCGCUUACGUUUUUCAGUGGGAAAUAAAAAAAGAGGACAGUCUGUUAACGCAAUUCGUGAGAAGAGGGUGGGGAGGCAAGAGUGAGGAGAAAUCUCUCAGAGGGGUUAUAAUGUACACACACAGGGAUACACAGUCGUACGCGCCGACGAAUGGAAGACACGCGUGAGGAACUUAGGAGAGACGUUAAUAUCCAAGACGUACGAGUACGUCGCCCAGCGUGAUACGACAGUUAUCGCGUUUUAAAACGAAAAAAAAAAUAUCUAACGGAGAUAUACGUUUUAAAAGAAGAAACAGCCGAAAUAAUGCGCGUGAAACGGUGUAAAUUUUUGUGGAUAACAAUUGCGUGACGAGCACUGAAUGUUUGAGGUUUGGGAGGUGACCGGUUAGGGGUGGAGGAUGAAUUAUUAACCGAAUGGAGCACAACAAAUCGUACAAAUCAACAGCCUUCAAACAAGCCACAUUAACCUCAAGUGAUUUAUAUUUUCUUACGAAUCAAGAAUCACGUAAUUAGUGUCUAUAUUGUCGUAAUAUCCCAAGAGCUUAGGUUUGAAAGGAAGAAGAGGAUUCUAAUGCGCAGAAAUUGUGAAAGGGAGACAAAGGAUUGAUACAUACGUAUUUUACUCUAGUGUACAAAUAUAAAGUCCGCCAGUGCCAAAUCGAGAGGAUUAAAAGCAAAACAAGAAGAAAAAAAAGUGAAACAGAUUAAAAUUAUUAUAAAGUUUUUAAAAAGGGAUUUAAAAAAAUUAAAUACAACCGUGUGACAGAGAAAUAAGUGAGCUAAACCAUAAACCAAAGAAUCUACCAUUUUCUACUAAUCAUUCAACGAUACUCUAACGAGCGGAGGGCAAACAGCUCGAUUAAAAAAAAAACUACAGAUUAAAACCAGACUAAACUCCUGAUUAAUUCGAGAAAGCACCAAGUUCUCCGCACACCGUUAUUUAAAAAGCAAAAAAAAAAUAACUAAAAAUCACAAAUAAAAACCAGACAGAGUCUAAAAGCAUAGGAAUUUAUAGUUAAACAUUGUAAGUAUUCUACAUUUUUUAAACGAGCACCGAGGAGUAAAUUUUUAUCAAAUUUUAUCGAGCAAAAAACAAGUUUAAGAGAAAAAAAAUUAAGUUAAAAAAACGUUGACGAAUUUUCGCUCAGGAAAACUAAAAAGUUAAUGAUAAACAAAAAUUAAAAAGUUAAAAACCAAUCUACUUCAGUUCGUAGCCUAAACCUGUCGAGUACAAAAGGAGGAUUAAGUGGAGAUAUUCCCGCGUGAAGCUCAACGAAACUCACGAUCGCAGUGUAAUUGAACAGAUAAAUAAUCUAUUAAAUGUCGUGUGUAUGAUCCCCAAGUGUCCCAGCGUAACAAGCGAACCCCAUUGAACUCUUCGCGAAUAAAAAUAAACAGCAAUUACCCAUCAUACUCCAUCGAUAAUCAAAUAAAUUAUCAAUUACACCGGCACCUUCGAUAGAAACCCUCGAAGGAGUGAUGGAUUUGAGGAUGCUUCGUAGAAGAUGAGCGGCGAGGUUAAAAAGGAGGUAGCACCCGAGAGGGUGAGCCCUCCGGCGGCACUGUCGAUAUCGCCAGGCAACCUUGGACCUGGUGAUCCAAAUCGCCAUUUGCCGCCAUUCAGUAGUUUCUCCGGUGACGUAUCAAUGGACACUGGUACAACAUUAACAACUCUCCACAGUCAGGACGCGACUCUCGGUCUGACAUCCUCGUGGGAUUAUUAUGAGGGUCUGACAGGUCGCCUGAUAGACUCACGGGGUGAAGUUGUACUUGCGAGUCAGUACCGUCCAUGGGAAUCAAAGCACGGCCUCCAUCCAAAUCCCGAUGGUUUGCCAAGCUUUGCCAGCCAAUUUGCCCCGCCGAGUGAGUCAGAGCCACAGUUGACAGCCCUUACACCUCUUUCACCGGCAUCAGUGUCACAUUCACCACCUGUGACAUCAGCUGUUGGUUUACCAAGUUUUCAUACACUUGGUUCACCACUACCACCACCACCUCAUCCACAUCGUACACCGGUUGGUUAUCCACUCGUACCUGCACCUGUACAGGCACGAGAAGUACCAGCUCUUCAGCAACAGAUUCUCGAUGAGAGACACAUUCAACUUCUUGGAUCAAAUCCUGUUCAGGCAUUUGCACCACCUCCUGGUCAUACACCUCACACAGUUCUCACAGUAGUUAAACAGGAGUAUCCACAUUUGCAUCACACCAAUUUCCAGAAUCCCAUGUCAACGGUCCUUGACUCAUCACCAUCUUCGAGGAUCGAUGGGAGGAAAAAGGAGCGAAGAAAAAAUCGAGGUGAUUCAAUGGAAUCGGAGGAUGGUAGUGGUAAUGUAGAGUCUUCGGGACAAGUUGCCGCGGUAUCGUCGACGGGUAAUCGUGGUCCACAUGGACAUUUGGGCGGUGGGAUUGGUGAUGGUGAUGGGGAUGGUGGACUUGGUGAUAAACCGGCGAAAAAGAAACGCAAACGGUGUGGCGAGUGCAUUGGAUGCCAGAGAAAGGACAACUGCGGUGACUGUGCACCAUGCAGAAAUGACAAGAGCCAUCAGAUCUGUAAGAUGAGACGGUGUGAGAAGCUGACGGAGAAAAAGCAUCUGUAUCACCUACAAACGGGCGAAGGUGCUUUCAGAGAACGAGGGAGAGGCCGAGGAAAGGGGACAACAAGGAGUUACCGAAAAAUAGCAAGACAAGUGAGUACCCCUGACAGUGCGCCAACCGGUCUUGGCAGUCCUCAAGCGGGUAUUGGUGGUCUCCAGCAGCAUCAAACACCCCAACAACAGCAACAGCAGCAGCAACAACAACAACAGCAGAAUCAGCAGCCAAUUCACACUGAUCCCAUGCAGCAGACAAAGGACAGUCUCAAUUCGGCGGCGAAUCAGCAAGCGGGAGCAUUGAGAAACGGAAAUCCACCACCUCCAGUUGUAUCAAUGUCACCGGGUGUAAUGCCGUUUUACGGUGACACUGGAGCUGGAUUUCGGCCGGCAGCUGGCUUUGGUAAUGCUGUCUGGCACCAGGGAGUUGCUCCAGUGGGUGCUGUUACGGUGGAAGCCACACCGGCAGCAUGGCCACCUCAACAAUUUAUCCAGCAGAUACCACCACCUAAUCAACUGGACGAGCUGAGGUACCACACGCAGUAUAGCGCUGCAACCCCCUAUCAUCCCCAACCAGAAGACCAAAUUCUCAUGGUUCCAGUGACCUACCAGCAGCAGGCCUUCAUAGCAACGGAUCAAUCAGCAUUUCAGCGUGCUGGUAGUACCGGCCAAUAUGCAAUAACUGGCCAGCCAUCGCCCCUAGCCCCAGUGGCACCCCAAACAGGUGCCCCACCACCCCAAAGACCCCUAAACGGUCAAUUCAUGGAUCCAGCGGCAACUCCCAACCAAACGGUUGGCUACGAGCGUCAAGAGUACGUCAAUGGAUAUCAGCAACAGGAUGUAACAAUGGCACCACCGCCCUCAACAACACCAAAUAGUCGCAGUAGUUCAGUCCACAUGGACACCCAACAACAGCAAUCUAAUCAACAGACUCCCCAAACAAAUCAGGGUGAUACACAAGUCAAAGGAUUUGCAACAAUAGCAACAUCAAAUGUGUCGGGAAACGAGAUGCCUGGGUAUCCACUUCAACCGGGCCCACAGAGUUCACACAACUCUAACGGAUAUCCAGGCUACAUUGAAAUGGGUCAACAGCCACAACAGCAAUCAAGUCAAUGGCAGAGUCAAAGCCAACAACAACACGUGCCAAGGCAGCCAUCUGUAUCUGACGCGAGUCAGGGUGCCCUGUGGUCUGACACAAAUUCAAGCGCUAAAAUGGGUAACAAUGGUAUGACAUGGUCUGACAAUCGAAUACAAAAGAUUGACCAGAAUGUGCAGCUCCAGGGACAGCAGGAAGUGCCAAGACCACCGAGUCAUAUGAGUUGGGAGAAUGGAAGUGUCAAAGAACCUCAGACACCUCAAUCGUGGCAGGACAACGGCGAUGGCCAGCAGUUGCAGAGUAAUCAGCAAACCCAGAACUGGCCUCAGCAGAGUCCAAAGAUGCGGGAGAAUCCGAGACUGACGCCAUCGUCACAAUCUCAAGCUCAACAAUCUGGCUGGCCUCAGCACUCCCCUAAGCUGCCCGAGCACCAGAGCGCCCCUCAGAACCCCAGAAUGACACCUUCCGGCCAGCAUAAUUGGCCGCAGAAUAGUCCUGAACUACAGGGGCAAAGCAACAAUCAUCAGAAUCCAAGACUGACGCCUUCAGGCCAGCAGCAGAAUCAGCAGUGGCAGCAAGGUCAGACAAAGAUAGAUCAGAAUCCUCGAUUAACCCCGUCAAACCAGAUGUCCUGGCCAGAUACGCCUACUAGUCAACCGAAUUGGUCACCAAAUAGUAUGAAGAGUGAUGGUAGUCAACAGCCUCAGCAGCAGUGGCCAGACUCCCAGCCAAGUCCACGAAGAACUCCCGGUCAUCAGCCAGCGGCUUGGAAUCAAGACUCCAAAGUCGAUAACCAAAUGAACUGGUCUCCCACGUCAACGGAGAAUCCGUCCUGGGGGCAGCAGAGCAACAAACAAGACAUGCAAAAUUCGGGGGAGAGAAUCAUUUGGCAGCAGACUGAAACCAAAUCGAGCGGCUAUCAAGAUCCAGAACAGGGAAAUCGUACACCAUCUAAUCUCCAAAGUCGAUUGAGAUCCAUGAUUCUCGAUAAGCAACAGGCACAACAGCAGAUCCAACAGCAGAUGAGUCAUGGACAUCAUCAGAUGCCGCAGGGUCAUCAGCAAAAUCCAAACGGUUCUAAUGACUUUCCCACUGACGACAGAAUACGGGACUCGCACGAAGGAAAUGACAAGGCGCAGGAAAAGAGGCCCGAUCAUCAGUAUAUAAAUCAGCCAUCGAUGAUGUCAAUGCCGCAGACAAACGAAUCAAUGACCGGUAAUUUUUUAUUGCAUAGCCACCACCCUCGUGACGAUAGUUUGCACGGCGGUGGUGGCUUAUGGGAUUGGACUGGAGGCGGUAACAGUGUUAACUCUGAAAUAAUACCGAAUAAUGAAGUGCCCUCAAUGGAGAACUUUGAGGAUUAUAACAAGAAGAAGAUUGCGUGGGAUAAUAAUCAGACUGACCACGAUAAAGAUAACAAGUCGUUUCACGAAAAACUUAGGAUAGUACCUGGAGGUAAGGACAAUCAGAUGAAAGGACCAGAGAAAAAUACCAGUGAGAUUAUGAAUGAAAAACCCAGUGGAAUUGAUUUUAAACAGCCAAUAAAACAGGAGUACAAUUGUACAGCUGAGUUAUCAGAGUCCCAGGAGUCAGAGAGUCUUCCAAAGACAAUAAAAACCGAGCCAGAUCAAGAGGAUAAUGACAGUGAUUACAAAUUCCGGGGUGAUGGUGGCCCAUUAAAAUUAUCAACAGAGACUGGAUCAUGGUGUUGUCGACGUGGUGGCACUGAUCAACCAACCCCAGAGCACCUCCGUGAAGGUUGCUGUCAGGGCCUUCAAACUCAGGACGAAAUAAUAGCUGAUUCACCAUCAACAUCCAACGACGUGAAGAACGAAUCACCGGGCAGUCCAAAAACACCAACAGCAACUGCUAAACUUCAAGAACACCUCGACAAACUCAAGAACAAUGUCAGAACUGAAGUACCGGACUGCGGCUGUUUUCCAGCUGAUAAAUGUCCACCGGAGCCUGGCUCGUACUACACUCAUCUCGGUGCUGCUGCCAGUCUUCCGGACUUGAGAAAUGAUCUUGAGAGGAGAACUGGAUUGAAAGGAAGUGCCAUUAGAAUGGAAAAGGUAGUUUAUACCGGGAAGGAGGGGAAAACUACGCAAGGAUGUCCAAUGGCUAAAUGGAUACUUCGACGCUCAGGACUGGAGGAAAAAAUUUUAUCAAUCGUGAAACAUCGUCAGGGUCACAAAUGUGCAACAGCCUGGAUCGUGGUGGCAAUGGUCGCCUGGGAGGGUGUACCAACGCACGAAGCUGAUCGAAUUUACUCUCUUUUGACACACAAGCUCAAUCGUUUCGGUCUCCCAACAACUCGGAGAUGUGGCACAAACGAGCCGCGAACUUGCGCAUGCCAGGGAUUAGAUCCAGACAGCUGUGGUGCUAGUUACUCAUUCGGCUGCUCCUGGUCCAUGUAUUACAAUGGUUGCAAGUACGCUCGUAGCAAAACUGUCCGGAAAUUUCGAUUGUCCGUUCGAACGGAGGAGCAAGAGGUGGAGGAACGAAUGCACGUUUUGGCGACUCUGUUGUCACCCCUGUACCUGAGCUUGGCACCUGAAGCGUUCAACAAUCAGACGCAGUUCGAGCGAGAGGCUAGUGAGUGCAGACUGGGAUUUAAACCUGGUAGACCAUUCUCGGGUGUGACUGCUUGUAUGGAUUUUUGUGCACAUUCACACCGAGAUCUUCAUAACAUGAACAACGGUUGCACAGUGGUCGUCAGUCUCACGAAGCAUCGCUCUCUCUCCCGCCCCGAGGACGAGCAACUCCACGUUCUUCCAUUAUACAUAAUGGAGGAUACUGACGAGUACGGUUCGAAGGAUGGACAGCAGGAGAAGAUUAAAGCCGGUGCUGUUGAAGUUUUAACGAAGUAUCCAUGUGAGGUCCGAGUAAGAUCAGUACCCCUGCAGCCCUGCAGACGUCACGGUAAAAAGCGAAAAGAGGACGAGCCAGAUACCGGAAUAAGUAAAAAAGAGGUCCUAAAAACUCCUGAGAAAUUGAUUGAAUCACGGCCACCAGUGUCGACAGGACGAGACCCUCAAUUGUCCCUGGAAAUGGCAUCAAUGUUCGAGGGUAUGGACGCCCAACUCCAGAGCUCUCAGGUCUCCUCAACAGUCCUCGACUCACCGGUUUCUAUGUACCAGGGCUGGGGUUAUCAAGGCGAGCAACAGUGGAACCGAAACAACUGGUUGGACCAGCGAAAGAACAGCUGGUUGAAUCCCUGGGGGGACUAUUCAUUCGGAGGGUUAGAGAGAGAUAAUAAAGUCGACCCUGACAGCACAAGCCUGGACGACACGCGACCGCGAUCAUCAGCCUCUCAAGACGAUCACCGACCGAGAUCAAGGAAUCUUCCUCAUUCAACAGUGGAAUCUCCUCGUGGCAGUAACUAUAGUAAUUCUCCACGAGGGCAAGCAGUCUCACCAAGGAGCUCUCAUCCGUCUACUCCAGGAGAAUCUUACACAAUGUCUCCGAGGCCUCCGAGUGACCUGAACUACAACAUUCAGUCUCCUCAAAAUCGAAACUACCCGAUGGACAACAGACCACCCCCAGCCUCUCCAAGAUUUCUUUAUCCCAGCUCUCCAACUCUCGACCAGCGCAACCAAUCUCCACGGGUAAUGCAGCACCCAGGGCCCCAGGAUCAAAUUCGACAGUCCCCAGUGAUGCACCAAAGACUGCCAUACCCAAAAUCACAACUCCCACGUCUCAAUUACCCACCAAGAUCCCAAUACCAAGAUCCAUCUCGCACUGACUACGGUACGACGAAUGUCAACCAGUCAGACUCGUUCCCUCCGAGUCCAGCAAUACCACCAAAUACCGAUUUUACGAUGCAAUCCAAUCACCACCAUAAUCAUGAAGAUAAUCAUGGACAAUACAUCGGUGUCAGUGGUGAGAAGAAACAGGAUCACCGUAAUAGAUGUCACAUUGACGCAAAACCACCGGUUUACAGUAAUUACCCAGUACCAUCGGAUCAAACAGCCACUAAUUACCACGGUAAUUGGAAUGUACUGAAUACCUGGAGUAACCCAGAAUGUCCAAAGAUUGAUCAUCACUUGAAUCAUCAGAUGGAUGUUAAAAAUAAUUCAACAGACCAAAAAAAUUGGGAAACACCAGUUGAUCCGUCACCCUUUCGUGUCCCAAAGGGACGUCCACCGUCCAGAACAGCGCCAAAUCAGAGCCCGUCCGAUAACAAUUACCAAAAUCCCACGAAUAAAACAUUCCUAAAGCCUCAACAACCAAAACAGGACGUCCUUUACUCGGACACUUGUAGAACUGGUUAUCAAAAUCAGCAAGAUAAAUUGCGUGAUUAUCACGACACAAGACAAAAUGAGAAUCACAACUCAGGUUGGGAUGAUGUUAAGCAAGUGCAAGACUUUCACGCCAUGCCGGGAAUCGGUCAUGCGUUUCCCCAGUACGGAUAUCAUCCUAGUUAUCCGGUAUUUGAUAAGCCUUAUGCGAAUACGUGGGAGGGAUACAAUUACCAAGGAUAUAAUUAUCAGAAUCCAGAGUAUCAGCAGUUGUAUCAACAGCCAAAAAGAGAGCACUAUCCUGGGCCUCAGUAUCCUUACCAGGGGGUGCCUUAUCAGGGAUUGAACUCAGGGUGGCCGAGGUGGGAGGCACCUAGGUGGGACAUUUAUGGACAUCCCCCGUAUUUUCCAGUGUUACCGGAGCCUCCACCGAAGGCAGAGCCCCUCGGGGAAGUUGCAGAUUUUUCGGACAACGAGGAGUGCUUCAAGGAUCCUCAGAUGGGGGGUGUUGCCAUUGCCCUCAGUCAUGGCAGUGUUCUCUUUGAGUGCGCUAAACACGAGAUGCACUGCACAACUGCACUGAAGAAGCCCAACAGAUUGAAUCCAACAAGGAUAAGUCUCGUUUUCUAUCAGCACAGAAAUCUCAAUAGACCUAGACACGGUUGGGACGAGUGGGAGGAGAAGAUGAGGCUCAGGAAGCUCGGCGUCACUCAGCCAUCAACAUCCGGGACCACCAGUACCACACAAACAGUCACGACUCCAACGUCAGUGUCUUCGGGAAGUGAUAAACCAUUGCCGCACAUUCCUAAUAUUCCAAGCUCUCAAUUCAUGAUGAGAUCACCUACUUAUACAACUAUGACUUGGACAACGCUCUUUCCAAUGCAUCCCUGCAUGAUCACUGGUCCUUAUCAGGAGGGUGGUGCCAUAGGAUGAGUUCACGAUAAUGGUGAACGUACGUGUUCUAAGGCCAUCGUAUCGCUGGACUCAUGUCCUUAAUUCAAAUUGAAGGAUUAUGUCCGUUCAGGGAAAUAUCGAUACCAUUCAUUCUUUUGUAAUUAUUGUGAAUUGAGACAAAUUGCACUGCCAUUUUUCUAUUCCACUUGGGUAUCGAUGUGAAUAUGUGAAAAUCAAAUACGUACAUGAAACUUCCCAUUUUUUAUACAGAAAAAAAAACAGAAGAAAUAGCCAGGUAGCUUUUGUAAGGAUUACGGGAUUUAUGGUGUUGAGAAAACUGUAUGAAGCAGAUUCUUUCUUUCUAGGGAAUGCUAACUGGUCUGACGGACAUUAUUCUUUGCGCUGUGAGGAUUAUUAGGGGACGGGCUGCCAUGUCUUACUGUGCAAAGACUUUGAUAUGAUUAGUUUUUAAUGAAUCUGAGGGACAAAUCUACGAAUUUGUUUGACUGUACAAUUACAAUUUUCUCUAGUGGCUGGCUUUCAUUUUGUUUUUGAAGUUUUAUUUUUAAUUUGUGUAUCUCAUUAGCUAGUCGACAAACGAGUGACAAUUAAUGGUAGUUGAGGAUACAUAUCUCACUGUAUGCACCACAGACUUUGCUCUUCCCAACAUCACAAUUUUUAAUUAUUAAUUUUUUCUUAAUUUCAUGUAAAUUAGCUCCAAGUACUUUUUACUGGGGGGCAAUAAUUGCAUUGUAAAUUUUUUCACUUUCUUGUUGAUUAGUUGUACAGUCACCAGCACAAUCGAUGACGCACUUUUCCAUGAUGCGAAUGCAAAGGACGAACAAACAAAUAGUAAUGAUAGAGAAACACGAUUAUAUGAUCUCAAGUUUUAAUUGAUAAAAUGGUAGAGCUAUUGAAUAUUUUAGCGACAUUUUGUAAAUUUGUGCUUCGUUAUAUUUUGUAUUUAUUUUUUAACGCACCAUUAUUUCAUGUCAUUUUUAUAAUUAUUUUUUCGUUUGCACUUAGCGAUCGUACUGAGUUGGAGACAUUCUACGUUAAUUAAAGAAUUUACUAACCACUCGCCAGUGGCGUUUGAGUACAAAGCAUUUUUUCUUCUAACAAUCAUUAAAAAGACACGAAGACUUUAACGUGAUUUUAAUUUUUUUAAGGAAAAAUUGGGGCUCAGAAUUAUCUGCACCUUUCAGACGUUUUUUUAUUAAAAAAAAUGUUCUCCUGAUACCAGUCUUUGGAUUUAUUUGUAAAAACCUGUUUCCAAAAAAUGUGAAAUUCAAAAUUUUACAAUUGAAACUAUCAUGGCAUUUUAAUUUUCGUCAUUGAAACAAAUGACUGUUUUAUUUAUAUUACUGAAUUUUGUACAUACUAGGUGAUUUUUUUGUCAUAUAUUUUUAACUUUAAUCUUUCAUUCUUCAAAUAUCUUUUUAUUCAAUUGCAAAAAGGAAAAAAAACACAAAUUGUAGUCUUUCUGUCUCAUUUUUAUCUAGAACCUAGAUUAUAAAAAAGAGGAUCGAUAACGAUCCAUAAAUCGUAUAGUUAAACAUUAAAAAAAAUCUUAUUUAUUUAUUUGUCGUGAUUGUUUUAUUACUCAAUACGAUGUCGAUCCUCGAGUGAGCAAAUUUAGCAUGAUUUCUAGACGAUUAUUGAAUCAUUUGUAACAAUUAGCAGUACACCGUCGUUAGUGAUAGUGAUAAACGAUUGAAAUGGGAAAAAUUGAAAAAAGAAAAGUGAAAAAAAAUCAUGAAAAAUCUUUGGUUCAUACCUCGACGUGUGCGGGAUCGAGGUAGUGACUAAGAGUGAACAAAUGAAAUAAGAUAAUUGUGGCUACUCGUCAGCCCCCUCCCCCUCCCCCUCCCGCCCGGAGUAUUAUAAGAAUCAUUAAUAUAUUAUCAUUCAGUAAUUAUCACAUAUAAUAAUUAGUAAUAUAAUCUAAUUUAAUUAAUUAUUUAUUAAUUAAGUUUGACAAACCAGUGUUAUUGUACUACUAUUACUGAAUACCAAUAUUAUUAAAAAAAAUUUUAGCGGGGAAAAAUAACGAUACGAGAACGAAUAGUCGAUGCACAAAUGAUGUUAAUAAUCAAAUAAAAUAUGAGAUAAUUUUCAAUGGCAUAUUUGUCAUCAACAAUCAUUCUCGCAUCCAUCCCAAAUGAAUUCCAAAUUCUUCUCUAAGCUAAGUUAUCACCAAUCUUUCAUUAAUUUCAUUUCAUUAUAAAAUAGAAUUGCGUAAGGACGGAUAGAGAUAUUCUAAUUAAAAUACUCGAAUCAUUUUUUUUCUUGUUUUCCCUUUCUUUUGUAACAGACGUUUUUUUUCUAUGAUUAUGAAUAGCAAAAGAUGAUACAGUCCAUUUUAAUAAAGAAAUAUAAAAUUUAUGAGAUGUCAUUUUGUAAUGUCCACGUGUGCUCACUUUUUUUUAAGCUUAAGGAUUAUUUAUUCGCAAAUCGUUGUGGUUUAUUUCUCUUGAAUUCUUGAAUGAUGGUUAUUUGGAAAGACUUUUUUUUAUUUCUUCAUGCUGGGUUUCUGAUUUUUUCGUCACCGUGUUUUUGCCAGAUAGUGAAUGUCCGAGGAUUGUGUGAAUUUACUUUUUAUUCUGAACAUUCUAGGUUGACGUGUCGCUGUUCAAUCACUUCCAUGAGUCUCUGAAAUAUUUUACUAAAAUGUUUCCUUUGAGAAAUUCAUGCGACGAUGCCAAAAUAGUUCAUAAAGUAUGAAAUUAGAAAGUAAAGAAUUGCAAUAAUUAUACAGAAAGAGGAAGAAAAAAAACUAUCAAAACUAAAGGACUAUUUAAGAGAGAAAAAUCAUUGAAGAAAAAAUUUAACUACAGUUAUCGAGAGCCAUGAAAAAUUAUGAAGUCUGAGGAACAAUGAAAAAAAUCACAUAUUUAACAGUUGAGUAGGCGAUUGAAGUAGAAGGGAAAAAAUGGUGACAAAAGUGAGUAAAGAAAAAUGAAGUUUAUAAAUAGAAAAUUAUUUUUUCUUCCAAUGCCAAAAAGAUGCCAUUUUGUUUUCUACGAAAAAGAAGUGAAUGAGAAAGCGAGAAAAAAAAGUGAGGAAAAAUUUUGAGUAGUCUAUAGAGAAUGUAUGUAAGACAUGUAAUAUGAAGGAGAAAAAAAAUCAAUGUCUAUGUCUCGUGAAACAAAAAAAUGUCCGCCUUAUGGAGAAGCAGAUUUUACAAUAGUGAAAAAAAGUAUAAAGAACAAUAUUUGUAGUUUACAGUAACAGAGUUUGAGAAACAAAAAUAAACGAACAGUAAUUAAAUAUGAAAA